UACUUCCGUAUUACAGAUCGAUAACAGUGGUGAUAAAAUUCCGAUAAAAUUUGUAAAUAUUCAAUUGAUAUCGCAACAUGGCUUCAAAUUUUUGCACCUUAUCAUUAGGCCAGCUUAAAACGGAGCUAAGGCGACGCAAUGCAAAGUUGACUGGACGGAAGAAGGAAUUAAUCGAAAGACUGGAGGCAUAUGACAGAAACCAGAAUUUCAACAGGGAAGAAGAUCUUCUACCAGAAUUCAACAUGAGCCUGCCCAAGACUAGUGGAUACAGAGAUGUAAAUUCAGAUGCUAAAAUGGCACCAAUAACAAUGGAGAAGGCCAUCGAAUACAUGGACCAGUACCGGGUGGAGUUUGAUGCGAAGGUAAAAGACCUGUACGACGACAAGUUUCUUCUAUACAUGCGACUGUUUUCGGCACCAUCUCUGGACUUUGUUCGUGGGGCAUGUAAAGCAGAAAUGAGGAAGAAGGUUAAUUAUGUUGUAGACAUUUCUUUACACAAGAAUGGAUAUAUUCAUGAAGCACAGUGUGAAUGUGGUGCAGGAGAAGGCCCAUUUGGACAUUGCAAACAUAUUAGAACUAUGAUAUAUGCAUGUUGUAAAUUUGUUAAAGAUGGAGAAUUUAAAGUUGAGACAACAUGCACAGAAAAAUUGCAGUCAUUUCACAAAGCAAAAAAGCAUACUGGUUCCCCCCUUAAGGCUCGAGAUUUAAACUUGGGCGGUGCAGAUAUUUGUGACAUUAAAGAUUUUGACCCUCGGCCACAAAAAUUCCGUAAAGUUGAUGGAUAUCAAGACUAUUUUCACAAUAUUUGUAUGAAUUUUAGGGGUAUAUCAAAGACACCAAUUUUUCAGACAUUCAGCCCAGCCAAUAUUCGUGCAAUUUCCAAUGACCAUGAUUAUUUUGAAGUAUCUCAUGAAGACAAUUUCCUGGAACAAAGUAAAAUAACCAAACUAAGUGACAAGGACAGGGAUGAUAUUGAAAUGUAUACUAGGGGACAAAACAAGAACGACCGAUGGUUUGAAGAACGAGAGAAAAGAAUUCAGUCAUCUAAUUUUCACCGUGUGUGUACCGCAACAGAAAGAACUGACUUACAUGACUUGGCAAAGUCCUUUGUUCGGGGAAAAGGAUUAAAACCUACAGAAGCAAUGCGCCAUGGAAUUCAGUAUGAAAAGGACGCCAUCCAUCAAUAUGAAAGCAAAAAUAAUGUCAAAGUAAAACCAUGUGGGAUAUUUGUAUCAAAAAACCUUCCGUUUUUAGGUGCAUCACCCGAUGGCAUUGUAGAUGAAAACCUACUUAUUGAAGUUAAGUGCCCCUUCAGUGCUAAACACAAAAAGAUAUCACCAGUCACUGUGCCAUACUUGAAGGAGACAAAUGGAAAUAUGACUUUGAGUACUAAGCAUCCAUAUUAUUUUCAAAUUCAGGGUCAGCUGUUCUGUGCAGAAAGACAAUUUUGUGACUUGGUAAUAUACACCUUGAGUGAUAUUUUGUUCACUAGAAUUUAUCGGAAUGAGAACUUUAUUGCACACAUGAUAUGCAAGCUUGACCAGUUCAAUACUUCACAUUUCAGAGCCGCAAUUCUUGAAAAGUACUUUUAUAAAACUUAA
Mya arenaria is the source of this 1601-nucleotide messenger RNA. RefSeq lists its product as uncharacterized. The coding region runs from base 78 to 1601 and encodes 507 amino acids. The record is from RefSeq and is a predicted model, not a curated record. Gene Ontology annotation, molecular function: zinc ion binding. NCBI's taxonomy places the organism in Eukaryota, Metazoa, Mollusca, Bivalvia, Myida, Myidae. The transcript is spliced from 2 exons.